Cimex lectularius (bed bug) is the source of this 4266-nucleotide messenger RNA. It is a transcript of the gene Hem, whose product is annotated as membrane-associated protein Hem. NCBI's taxonomy places the organism in Eukaryota, Metazoa, Arthropoda, Insecta, Hemiptera, Cimicidae. Gene Ontology annotation, biological process: cell morphogenesis; cell projection assembly; neuron projection morphogenesis. The record is from RefSeq and is a predicted model, not a curated record. Bases 444 to 3806 code for a protein of 1120 amino acids. The transcript has a single exon. Gene Ontology annotation, cellular component: SCAR complex.
UUCUGGUGGGUGUAGUCAGGAACUUUCAAGGCCGAACACUUUUGUAGUUUUGCUGGAAAUUUCAUGUAACCUACUUGUUUACUAACGUGUUUUCUUUGGUUUUAAUUGUAAUUUAAAUUGGACAACAAUUUUAAGUGUGUUUCUGACAUUUGUGAGCAUUUGACGUACACAGACUACUUGGUUAUCAAGGAGUGCAUAAUCCAGGAAAGAACUACCGGUAACUGCUACUUUGGAUUAAGCUUCUUUGUUUUUAUUAAAUUAUGGCUUGGAUUUAAAAAAAACACUUGCUACGAUGGCCGAUCACAGUGGUAAACUUGUUCUGUAUGCCUGAAAUUGACAUUAAAUAAUUGAUAAAGUGAGCCAGGGAGAAAAAAAAAUUGGUGUGUAUACAGGGCGGUAUCUCUGUUUUGCUCUUUCUCUUAAUUAAAGAAAAUCACAGGAAAAUGUCACGGUCUGUAAUGUCUAGUCCGACAAAGCUUGCCGAGAAGCUCAUAUUGAUCAACGACAGGGGUAUCGGAAUGCUGACUCGGAUCUACAAUAUUAAGAAAGCGUGUGGAGAUGCUAAAUCCAAGCCAGGCUUCCUUUCCGACAAGAAUUUAGAGUCUGCUAUAAAAAACAUUGUCAAAAAAUUUCCAAACAUCGAUGUUAAAAGCCUACAGGCUAUCAAUGGGAUUAGGAAUGAGAUAAUAAAGUCGUUGUCCCUUUAUUAUUAUACUUUCGUCGAUCUUUUGGACUUUAAAGAUAAUGUGUGCUUGUUGUUGACGACAAUGGAUACAUGCCAAUUGCACCUUGAUAUAACGCUCAAUUUUGAGUUGACGAAGGGAUAUCUCGACCUUUGUACGACGUAUGUUUCGCUGAUGGUCUUGCUUUCAAGAGUUGAAGACCGCAAGGCAGUUUUAGGCCUCUUCAAUGCCGCUCAUGAAAUGCUUCACAGCAAGAGCGACCCGAGCUUCCCUAGGCUUGGUCUGAUGAUCAUGGAGUACGAUCCCCCUCUUAAAAAAUUGUCUGAGGAAUUUGUUCCUCACACAAAACUUUUAUAUUCUGCAUUGAUGUCUCUGUCGCCAAUUUAUACUAGCAGGAAUUUAACAGCGGAUCAGUGGAGGUCAGAUCAAAAACUCAGCCUUGUUGGGAACCCAGGCCAGCUGCUGAAGCCGUUGCAGAGCGAUACUAUGUCAUGUGAAUAUUUAUCAUUGGAGUCUAUGGAUAAAUGGAUCAUUUUUGGCUUUUUGCUAUGCCACCAGUGUCUAAAUCAAGAACAGAGUCGUCAGAUGUGGAACAGCGCACUACAAUCAAGCUGGGUCAUUGCUUUAUUUAGAGACGAAGUCAUUUAUAUUCAUUCUUACAUUCAAACAAUGUUUGAUUCUAUAAAAGGCUACAGUAAGAAAAUUUCUGAAGUUAAAGAAUACUAUAAUGUAGCUGUGCAGCAUGCAUCUUACAUACACAGUGAAAGAAGGAAGUUUUUAAGAACAGCUUUAAAAGAAUUAGGCUUGAUUCUGUCUGACCAACCAGGUCUUCUGGGUCCAAAAGCACUACUUAUUUUUAUGGGUUUGAGUUUUGCAAAAGAUGAAAUUUACUGGCUUUUACGACACAAUGAAAAUCCACCUCUUCAAAAAGUCAAGGGUAAAAAUACAGAUGACCUUCUCGAUCGGCAGCUUGCUGAGUUGUUAUUUCACAUGGAAGAGCUCAGAAGCUUGGUUAGAAAAUACAGUCAGGUCAUUCAAAGAUAUUAUGUGCAAUACUUGAGCGGUUUCGAUGCGAUUGCUUUGAACCAGAUGAUGCAAAAUCUGGCUGUCUGCCCAGAAGACGAAAGUACAAUUUUGUCCUAUUUGUGGAGUACAAUUGCAAGCCUUUCUAUUAAACAGGUUGAGGAUAAUGAAGAUUUUGAUUUUCUUGCCCUAAGAAUUGACUGGUUUAGACUACAGGCAACCACUUCUGUUGCAAAAGCUCCUUUAUCAUUAGUAGAGAAAAGAGAUUUAGCCUCGUUACUCGAUAAUAUCAUUUUCCAUACAAAAAUGGUGGACUAUUUAGAUGAAAUUUUAGUUGAAACAUCAGACCUUUCAAUCUUUUGCUUUUACAAUAAAAUCUUUGAAGAUCAGUUCCACUUUUGUUUAGAAUUUCCAAGACAGAUCCGAUAUAUUAUCGCAUUUCCUUUGAUAUGCAAUCACUUCCAGAGCUGUACUCAUGAUUUAUGCCCUGAAGAGAGACAUCAUAUAAGAGAAAGGAGUCUUUCUAUUGUUAGUAUAUUCUUAGAAGAAAUGGCGAAAGAAGCGAAGAAUAUAAUAACAGAAAUAUGUGAUAACCAAUGCUCUAUGAGUGAUAAGUUAUUACCGAAAUGUUGUGUACUAAUUAUAUCUCAAGUUGUAACUCGAAAGAACAAAGACAAAAAUAAAAAAAACAUUCCAGAAAUUGAAAAACCUGGCGUUGAAAGUUACAGAAAAACUCGAGAAGUAAUGACACAUAUGGAUAAACUUCACAUGACAUUGACUGAACUGUGUUACUCGCUUAAUUACUGUGCGGAAAUUAAAGUUUGGGAGUACUCCUUCGCUCCCAGAGAAUAUUUGCGCAUCCAUUUGGAAAAUCGAUUUUCUCGAUCAUUUGUCGCGAUGGCUAUGUUUGAUCCUGACACCAAUGAAAUUGCUAAACCGACUGAACUUUUGGCAAGUGUCCGAGCCUAUAUGAAUGUUCUCCAAACAGUAGAAAAUUACGUGCACAUCGAUAUAACUAGAGUGUUCAAUAAUACUCUAUUGCAGCAGACUCAGCAGAUGGAUAGCCAUGGUGAAAAAACAGUAGCAGCUCUGUACACACAUUGGUACUCUGAUAUUCUGUUGCGAAGAAUAAGCGCUGGGAGCAUAUGUUUCUCAAUGAACCAAAAAGCAUUUGUGAGUUUGACAGCAGAAGGUACAAUGCCUUUUAGCGCUGUAGAAUUUUCUGAUAUGAAUGAGCUCAGAGCUUUAGCUGAGCUAAUUGGACCAUACGGAAUGAAGUUGCUCAAUGAGACCCUGAUGUGGCAUAUUGCAUGCCAAGUACAAGAGCUUAAAAAAUUGGUUGCAAGCAAUAAAGAAGUCCUUAUAGCUCUAAGAACACAUUUUGAUAAACCAGAAAUAAUGAAAGAACAAUUCAAAAAACUGCUUAAUGUUGAUAAUGUACUACAAAGGAUGACAAUUAUAGGAGUUAUACUCUGUUUUAGACAACUAGCGCAAGAAGCUUUAGUCGAUGUCUUAGGAGAGAGAAUUCCAUUUUUGCUCACUUCCAUUUUAGAUUUUUGCCAACAUUUACCAGCAUGCGAUACAAGCGUCAUAAGUGAAAUGGCAUCAGCAGCAGGAUUAGCAUGCAAAGUUGAUCCAACUUUGGCUUCACAGCUCAAAAGUCAAAAAAGUGAGGUCGAAGAAGAUGAACACCUUUUAGCCUGCCUUUUAAUGGUAUUUAUCGCUGUGUCCAUACCAAAACUUGCCAAACAUGAAAAUUCUUUAUACAAAGCAUCCUUAGAAGGCCAUGCAAACAACAUCCACUGCAUGGCUGCUGCUAUCAACAACAUAUUCGGUGCACUAUUUACAAUAUGUGGUCAGGGAGAUAUUGAAGACAGAAUGAAAGAGUUCCUCGCCUUGGCAUCUUCAAGUCUACUACGUUUAGGACAAGAAGCAGAUAAAGAUCUGACCAAAAACCGAGAAUCUGUUUACCUUUUGCUCGAUUUGAUUGUACAAGAAUCGCCAUUUUUAACAAUGGAUCUUUUAGAAUCUUGUUUUCCAUAUGCACUCAUCAGGAAUGCUUAUCACGCUGUCUACAAACAAGAACAGUCCCAGGCAUAACUUAGUGCAAAAUAUCAAUCUAUUAUUGAUUUAUGGCCCACAUGAGUCCUAAGAUCUUGUACAUACUCUGUUGUAUAUUUAUUAAUCAAGUAGUUCUAUUAUUUAUUUAUAGUUAUAUUCGUGGUAAUCAAUUUAAUAGGAAUUUUUAUUGUUUAUGAUAUAAAAUGAUUUAGUUAGUUGCUCCAAGUAAUGCUACAAUCCAUAAUUGAAUAUUAUUUUAGUAUUUAUGGUUGUUUCUUAAAUUAGGAUGCUAUAUGUUUAUGUUUUAAAAGGCUUUAAUUUUAUUCUAUCAUAAUUAGCAUACAAAGCAAUAAACAUUUAUUUGUAAAAUAAUAUUGUGAUAAUCUAAUAAUGUAUAAACUUUAGACAGCCUUACACUAUUUAGAAAACUUUGUAUUACAUUUAUAUGAGCUGGAUGUAAAAAAAGGAUUCCUAAAUAAAAAGACAAUUUUACUCUUCA